UGACCCAGUGAGCUUCCGUAGUUCUCAAAUGUGGAUAGCUGUCAGGUUACCAUGCAACCUGAUAGAGCAUAGGCUGGAUCAAUUGUCUUUCCGCGAGUAAUGCAUGCUGUUAGACACGCUAACUUAUCUGUAUUAAUCUCCCUGCUAUGUUUAGUCAAGUUUCUGGCCCACACUAAGCCCUCUUUGCGAAUAAAUUAGCUUACUUUCUGGAGGCUAGUGUGCGGCAGGUAGCGGGGCAGUUAGCUAACCGACAACAGCGUCGUUAAAAAAAAAAGAAAAAGAAAGCUAAACGCUCCUGACUUGUUAGCUUAAAAGUAAAGUGGCGCUGCUGACAGUCAGUUUCUGCGUUAUAGAAACAGCGAACCUUCAGAAUGAAUGUGGCAAAAACCGGUUACCGAGUGUUUUCCGCCAACUCCUCCGCUGCUUGCACAGAGUUGGCUAAGAAGAUCACAGAGAGGUUGGGGGUUGAACUGGGAAAGUCUGUAGUCUUUCAAGAAUCUAACAGAGUAGAGACAAGAGUGGAUGUGAAAGAAUCUGUUCGUGGGCAGAACAUCUUCAUUAUCCAAACCAUACCUAGAGAUGUCAACACAGCCAUCAUGGAGCUCCUCAUCAUGGCUUAUGCUCUUAAGACUUCCUGUGCGAAGAACAUUAUUGGAGUAAUUCCUUACUUCCCCUACAGCAAGCAGUGCAAAAUGAGAAAGAGAGGCUCCAUAGUGUGCAAACUGUUGGCUUCAAUGUUGGCUAAAGCUGGACUGACGCACAUCAUCACCAUGGACUUGCACCAGAAGGAGAUCCAGGGCUUUUUCAGCUUUCCAGUGGAUAAUCUGCGUGCCUCGCCAUUCCUGAUUCAGUACAUACAAGAGGAGAUUCCUGAUUACAGAAAUGCCAUAAUCGUGGCAAAGUCCCCCGCUGCAGCUAAAAGGGCUCAGUCCUACGCAGAACGUCUACGUUUGGGUCUGGCUGUGAUCCACGGCGAGGCGCAAUGUGCAGAGUCGGACAUGGCCGACGGGAGACACUCCCCACCAUGUGUGCGCAACACCACAGGCCACACUGGACUGGAGCUGCCUUCAGGCAAACAACAAGCUCCGUUCCCUGGCAUAGAGCUUCCAAUGAUGAUGGCCAAGGAGAAACCCCCGAUUACUGUAGUUGGAGAUGUUGGUGGAAGAAUUGCCAUAAUAGUGGAUGAUAUUAUAGACGAUGUUGGAGACUUUGUUGCUGCUGCAGAGAUCCUGAAAGAGAGGGGGGCCUAUAAAAUCUACAUCAUGGCCACCCAUGGUUUGCUUUCCGCAGACGCCCCUCGUCUCAUAGAGGAAUCAGCCAUCGACGUGGUGGUCGUGACGAACACGGUGCCCCACGAGGUGCAGAAGCUCCAGUGUCCAAAAAUCAAGACCGUGGACGUCAGCAUGAUAUUAGCCGAGGCGAUCCGCCGCAUCCACAACGGGGAGUCCAUGGCCUACUUGUUCCGCAAUAUUACCGUGGACGACUAAAGGAGCGCCAGCGACCGACGCCUCUGCACCUUCGCUAACAAAACGCUGUUCCAUGUGCCGUUUCUGAAUGACAUGCAAAACGUGUAUCCUGAUUAAUUUAAAGAACUUCUCAAAAUCGA
Messenger RNA from Fundulus heteroclitus (mummichog), 1606 nucleotides. RefSeq names its product phosphoribosyl pyrophosphate synthase-associated protein 1. The record is from RefSeq and is a predicted model, not a curated record. The transcript has 11 exons. Gene Ontology annotation, molecular function: magnesium ion binding; ribose phosphate diphosphokinase activity. NCBI's taxonomy places the organism in Eukaryota, Metazoa, Chordata, Actinopteri, Cyprinodontiformes, Fundulidae. The coding region runs from base 372 to 1487 and encodes 371 amino acids. Gene Ontology annotation, biological process: purine nucleotide biosynthetic process; 5-phosphoribose 1-diphosphate biosynthetic process. Gene Ontology annotation, cellular component: ribose phosphate diphosphokinase complex; cytoplasm.